AUGGCUGCAAGAGAUGUGGCAGGGGCUAUUGGGCACCCGGGGUUGACCGCUCAACCACGGUCAACCGAGUCAACAGAGUCAACAAAGGGGAGCUCUGGCUUGGGGCCUUUCACUUGGCCUUUGGAUGUUUCUGGCACUGUUGACUCUGCUGGUGCUGGUGAUGCUUAUAACGAGGAUGGUUAUGGUGGAGUGCUUGAUGCUGCUGCUGUUGAUGGAGCUGACACUACGGAGAGGAGCGGAAGUGACAAUAAGGAGGAUGUGGUUAAAGAGGAGAGUGACAAUAACGGGGAUGUGACUGAACGGGGUCGUGAUUAUAUGGCUCUUGCUGCUAAGGACGUCUCGUUUGCGCUCAUUCCACGUGGAAGCAGCCCAUUGGACGAGAAGAGAGGGGGGAAAGGGGGCAAGGAACAGUGGAACAAGGAGGGGGCAGCGGAGGGAGGUGUAGGGGGAGCAGAGGAAGGGAGUGUGAAGGAAGCAAAGGGAGGGAGUGUGAAGAGGGAAAGGGUAGAGAAGAUGAAGGGAGCAGAGGGAUGGAGGGUAGAGGGGGCAGCAGCAGGGAGGGUGGAGAAUGCGAGUAACAUCGUGUCGGUGAAUGUGAAUUGGAAGGUGGGGGUGGCACCGGGGUCGGCGGCGUGUGUGGGGUUUCAAGGGGCGGACAAGACGUCAGUAUGUCCGGCGAUCGCCAUUCACCGAUCGUACGGCGUGCAAGUGGGAGCGGUGAGAAUCGACCUCGCCUCCUCUUCCCUCACCUCCCUUGCUACCAUCUUUCCGCCAUCAGGCACGGUCUAUGGCGGAGUAGACGUGGUUUGGAGCAUGAACGGCACGGUCUAUGGCGGAGUGCGGAGCAUGAACGGUACAGUGUACGGCCGAGUAGACGUUGUUCGGAGCAUGAACGUGAGGGUCGAUUCCCUCAAGAUCACAGCCCCAUCCCUCCCCUCCGUCGCCUCCCCCGCGCACAUCCGCGUCGCGCUAUCCGGCAUCGGCCCGUCGCUCCUCAAAUCCAACGUGCUUAUAACGAAUAACGAGGUGUACAACGCGCGGAUCGGCAUCGUCCUACACCGGGGCGCGGUGGGGGUGGCGGUGGCGAGUAACUACGUGCACGGGUUCACAGGCGCGGGGAUCAUGUGUGGCGCCGGGCCGAGAUUUGUGGGAGACUGCAUGCUGGUCAAUGUCUCCAACAACGUUGUCCAAGCUCCCUGGGGUGCCAUGCCUGGCGCUGGGAAAGCGAUUGGAAUCGUGUUCUCAACCCACUGGAUCAACCCAGGCCUACCCCUAUCUGCAGCAGAUCUGCACCCAAACCGAUGUGAACGGCGGCAUGGUAUGCAACCCAGACUUCGGGCUUAA
Messenger RNA from Closterium sp. Naga37s-1, 1344 nucleotides. The record is from the annotation of a GenBank genome assembly. NCBI's taxonomy places the organism in Eukaryota, Viridiplantae, Streptophyta, Zygnematophyceae, Desmidiales, Closteriaceae.